Molecule: messenger RNA, 2940 nt
Organism: Eleginops maclovinus (Patagonian blennie)
Lineage: Eukaryota; Metazoa; Chordata; Actinopteri; Perciformes; Eleginopidae
Gene: b3gnt5a
Product: UDP-GlcNAc:betaGal beta-1,3-N-acetylglucosaminyltransferase 5a
Exons: 2
Coding region: 1599-2771 (390 amino acids)
Cellular component (GO): Golgi membrane
Source: RefSeq, a predicted model, not a curated record
UCUUCUGCACAAACAAUCAACAUUCUCCCCUUAAAGUAGACUUAAUAUAACUUCAGAAAGUGGCAAUUUUCUGGAAUAUUAGUGGUGCAUUAGAUUGAAGAAAGGUUGCUGUAAUGCCACAGCUAUAUUAUAAUUUUGGGAUAAAAUAAUUAAACCAAAGGAUAUUAAUGGUAUUUUAAAAAACGGCCUAGAGAGUGUUCAAAUUAAUAUAAAAUACACAUAACUGAGGAGCCAGACAAAUAAGUCCAUAUUAAAUACCUACACAACAAUUGUGAAUAUUAAAGUGACAACAAGAGAAUUAAAAAUUACAAGGAACACUUAACUCAUAAUAAUAUAAUAUCAAAUAUACUACUAAAUAUGUAUUGCUACUGGAGAUACUUGAAAGUCUGAUACACAUAUCUAAGUAAUGCUUUAUCAUUUAAUAUUAAGAGAACAAUGCUUUUGGCAAAUUUGUCUUUAAUUUUAUAUUUUGAGCGUGACUGAUUAAACCAUGGGCUUUUACAAUAAUACAAUUAAAGUGUCAACAAAAAGUCUCUACUGAAAUAUUAUUGGAAUAAAGCAGCAUAAUUUAACAUGUGGGUAUAUCAUACAGAUUCUAGACGGAAGAAAGCCACAGCAGAGGUGACACUGAUCACAUUUGAUUUCUUAAAUGAAUAUGAUAGAAAUAUAAUAGUAUGAUAUAAUUAGACACAUUUUUAAAAUGUAUUUUAGGGAUCUAAAUGUAUCCUACAGAAAUGUUUAACUUCAAUAUAAUAAUUACUUUAAUGUCGCGUGGUAUAGUUAUUAUUUUCGUACAGUAGGCCUAUACUAUAUAGAUAUCAACGUAGUAUUGAAAAAUCAAAAGUGCAAAACUUACAACAGUGACUAUCUGUGAAAGUAUAAACACACCUCGCUGAAAGACCCGAGGGGAAUACCAAAUAUGUUGACACCUGCCGCGAACACCACGCGGUGACGCAUUCACUGUCCUCAGCAAAUCCAAAAACUCACCGAAAAUGGUUACAUGACACAGCGACAACUCACAGUGAUCAUGGACAAUCCUGCACAGAUCUUCAGGUUUUUACUCCGUCAGUCUGCUCUCUAUAUAUCCUACGCACCAUUUGUUCCUAUGACCUGCUGAUGUGAGCCGGAGGGAUAAGGGAGAAAGUGGUUCUCAGGAAAAAAUAAAGACCGAGCACGUUGAAUAGUCUGAGACAGAGGAGGGACGCCAAACUUUACCUGGAGAUGCUUGCAGCCCGAUUAUCAUGAAAAAGUGGAGCUUUUGCAUGUCACAGUUGAAGAAGAUCAGUUACAGAGAAACCCAAACACUUGAGGAGCCUGAAAAAGGUCUCCUGGAAGAGGAGAUGCCAGUUGGUAGGACAGGAGCAGGGAAAGAGGAGAUUGAGGCAAGACGGACCAGAGUAGAUAAAGAGAAGGCUAAAAUAAGGCAGACAAUUAGAUACAUUAAAUAAGAAGUAGAGAGGCAGGCAGAAAUGAAAAAAACCCAUUAAUUACCAUUAAAGAAAAACCAGAAGAAGAGACUUCAGGAGAGUAUAAGUCUCGAAGGAUCCAGAGGAUAGGUGCUGUCAGGUUUUGAAGAUCAGCACAAACAAGUCAUCGCGAUGUUCAUGAACUUCCGUCGUAUUCGCAAGUGCCAGUGCGUGCAGCUGCUGACCGCAUGCAUGGUGCUGUGUGUGGUCAUGGUCAGCUGGGAGGAGCUGGACCACCACGUUGUCAGCCACGUGAGAUCAUACGCGUACCGCUACCUAGUCAACAGCUACGACUUUCUCAACUCUUCCUUCAACAUCUCCUCCAAACGUCCCAGAAAGGAUGGUUCUAUUAAUGGGUUGGUGACCUACCCAUACAUCAUUAACCAUCCAGGGAAAUGUGCGGGUGGAGAGGGGAAACGCGGGCGUGAUGUGCUCCUGCUUCUGUUUGUGAAAUCAUCGCCAGAGAACUUUGAGCGGCGCCAGGCCAUCAGGCACACGUGGGGGAAUGAGAGCUUUGUUUGGUCCAAACUGGGGGCCACGGUGAGGAUGGUGUUCGCCCUUGGCGUGGAUGAAAAGCAGAGAUCCAGGGUGCAGAGUGCACUGCUACAGGAGGACCAGAGCUACGGAGACCUGAUCCAGCAGGACUUUUUGGAUACCUUCCACAACCUGACAGCCAAACUGAUCAUGCAGUUCCACUGGGUGCACGAGUACUGCCCUCAGGCACUCUUCCUCAUGUCUGCAGAUGACGACAUCUUCGUCCACAUGACCAAUUUGGUGAAGUACCUAAGGCAGCUUCUGAGCAAUAAAUCAGGGGUCAAAGACUUUUGGGUGGGGCAUGUACAUAGAGGAGCCCCUCCGGUUCGCCGAAAAGAAAGCAAAUACCACGUCCCCUAUGAUCUGUACCCCUGGCCAUCCUACCCGGACUACACGGCUGGAGCGGGGUACGUGGUUUCACGGGAUGUUGCCACUAAGAUCUACCAGGCCACUCGGGUGCUGAACUCCUCCAUUUACAUCGACGACGUCUACAUGGGGAUUUGUGCCAACGCCAUGGGGGUCUCUCCCCAGGAGCAUGUGUACUUUUCAGGGGAGGGCAAGGCUCCGUACCACCCAUGCAUCUAUGACCACAUGAUCACAUCGCACGGUCACGUCACAGACGUGCGGUCGCUGUGGCAGGCAGCUACGGACCCUAAAGUGUAUGGCAAGUCCAGAGGAUUUAUGGGUAAUCUGUACUGCACAGCUGUGAGGGUGAUGAUGCUGUGUCUGCCAUAUCAGAACUCUUACUCCUGUAUGGCUGCUUUUACAUAAAUGAUCUUCAGGUAACACAAGGACUGCUGAAUGCUGAAUGUUUGCAGACAAAAAAAGGACAGAACUUUACUCAAACAGUCAGCCAUGUUAUUUCUCUUUAAUGUGAUAUUUAAGUGGUUACUUGGCUAUUUGCUCUAUGGUAAUAAAGAUAAAAGCUCUGAUAAGCCAA